Closterium sp. NIES-65 is the source of this 8218-nucleotide messenger RNA. The record is from the annotation of a GenBank genome assembly. Lineage: Eukaryota; Viridiplantae; Streptophyta; Zygnematophyceae; Desmidiales; Closteriaceae.
ACAAAUGGCUGUCGUCGGGGGAAGGGGAACCCCGCCAGCUCCCCCGUCGCAUCUCAUCCGCCCGCCACUCCCCCCUGGGCCUGCGCUUAUCCCCGGCGGGCCUCAGGGGCAGGUGCUUAUCCGCCACCCCCAACCGCCUCCCCCGACGAUGUUGCUCCCCGUGGGCGCGGGGAGCAUCGAGGCGAAAUUCGCGGCGCAGCACGGGGAAAUUCAACAGCUUCUGACGGAGAAUCAACGGCUGGCGGCGACGCACGUGGCACUUCGUCAGGAGCUGGCGGCGGCGCAGGGUGAGAUCCAACGGACGAAAGCGACGCUCGCGGCGGUGCAGAUGGAGAAGGAUCAGGCGGUGCGGGGAAUCAUGGAGCAUAAGGCCAAGCUCGAGGCAGACCUAAGAGCUGUCGAGCCUCUGCGCGGGGAGCUGCAUCGUGCGCGCAUGGAGCUGCAGGCGCUGCAGGCGCGGGGGGGGGAGGCGGAGGCGGGGCGCGCGGAGAUGCAGCGGCAGAUGAGCGCGAUGGGCGGCGACAUGCAGCGCAUGCGGAGCGACCUGGAGGGCAUGCGGCAGGAACUGAUGCAGGCCAGGGACGCGGCGGAGAGAGAGAGGCGGGCGGCUAUGGAGGCGGUAGAGCAGCGUGAGAAGGCGGAGAGGACCCUCGAGGCUACUGCACGAGAGGUGGACAGGCUGCGGGGUGUGGUGGGGCAGCAGCAACAACAGCACCAGCAGCAGCACGUGACGCCCCUGGCGGUGUAUGGGCUACCGGAGGACUACAGCGAGCGCCAGCUGGUGGAGCUGUUCCGCACGUACGGCACUGUGGUGGCCGUGCAGGUGGCUCGCGAGGGCACCAGAGAGCUGGGCUACGGCUAUGUCCACCUGGACUCGCCCACAUCAGCGGACAUUGCCACGUCAGCGUUGAACGAGCAUCAACUGGGCAACCGGCGGUUGAGAGUAGAGCGAUACACCGCCCCUGCCUCCGCUGCACAGCCCAAACCAGUCCAAGCCAGCCCGGCUCCUCUCGCCACUGCUGCCGCUGGUGGUAGUGCUUCUGCUUCCCCUGCUCCUGCUCCUGCUGCUGCUGCUGCUUCUGCCGGCGCUGCUGCUGCUGCUGGUAAUGCAGGUGUUGGUGCGGGUGCAGGGAUGGGCGGUGUGCCGGGGCAGUAUCCCGUUGCUGCCUACAACCUCAACCCGCAUCGCUCAUAUCCGUUUCCAUCGAUGGCGGAAGCGGUAGUCAUUGCGCGGAUGCGGAAGAAAGUAGCGGAGGAGCAGACGUCGCUGACUCGCUCGCACAGCCUGCUGGAGGACAAGUUCGGCGCGUAUGAGAGGGCGAACCGUCAGAUGUGGGCUCGCUCCUCGUCCUUCGCUGAUAGUUCCGGCGCUUCUCCAGACGCAAACGGCGCGAAAAUAUCGUCACGAAGUCCUCUCGGCCAAUCGCCGCUUUAUCCUCAUGCUGUAUCCAACUCGUCGCACGAUCACGGUGGGGAGGAAACGGAUGCGGAAGAAGAUUCAAAACGUGGGUUUGGGAGCUACACGGAAAACCACCUGGCGGAGCAGAGGCAAGCAUACCCUUCGAGACAAACAGGAGGUCUUCAGGGGGAAGGCGACGGCAAUAAACAGGUCGAGAUUAGCAGCGGGGGAGAGGGACGUGUGGGGAAUGGUGGCAGAAUCGGCGAGGAGGCAGGCCGAGAUAAUAGGAACGGCAAGACACAGGAGUGCUAUGGGGGAGCAUUUUGGCGACAAAAAAGCGGUAACGCCUGGAAUGGCCUCGACUCCACCUUCCAGUACUUGGGAAAAGGUUGGCUCUGGGGCGAGUCGAGAGAAACCAGUAGGAAUGAAGGAGAUGGGGGCGACGGCUGUGAGGACAGCUAUGGUAAGGAGAGGGGAUGCGAGGAUGCGGCGUGCGGCGCCGGGAGAGGCGGUGGGGAGGUCGAGCCUGCGACGCGCUCGCUGCCGCACAUGGAUUUGAUACGAGAGGACGGCGACGACGAGGAUUUGAUACUAGCGAACGAGCUGGAGGAGAUCGAUAAGGAGGUCGUGCAAGACGUGUUUGACCGCGUGAGCUUCCUGCGGGACCAGGUGCAGCACUACCGCGCGCUGGGCGGGUUCGUGCUGCUGAUGGCGCUGUUCGUGGCAAUGGUGUAUCUGCAGGCCGACUCCUCCCGCACCUUCCAAGUCACCUCCGCCCACUCCGUCCUCAUCCCCUCCAACUUCGCCCCGGAUUCGUCCAACCGCUUCGCAGGAGCGGGCGAGUUCUACUCGUGGCUCAACAACAGCAUCAUUCAGCAAUUCUGGCAAGACCCACCAUGCGGAGACGGCACGUGCGACCAGCCGUUCGAGUUCCCCGCCUUCGGCCGCUUCGGCUGCGAAGCAGACUGCGGCACGUUCCCCAACCUCACCUCCGUCUCAAUCCAUUUCACGACGUCAUUUUCAUCAAAUGAGGCCGUGGCGUUGUCCUCAUGGAACCUGUGCAUGCAGAGCCCCAUCUCGCUCUGCUGGCACGCCCUCCCCCAGCCCUUCCCCGCGCUGCACGCCCAGUUCUCCCUCGCCCUCCACAUCCCCGACGGCCAAUGGGCGCUGCUCAUCACCGCGCCCAUGGGGGGCGUGCAAGGCGUGCUGCAGGCGCAGAAGCCGGGGAUCGCCCGGCUGGGGUCGGGUGGAAGGGGUGUGGCAAUGACGAACAUGGGGUCGUCUAACAGUGUCACCAUUGCCGCGUUUGGCGGGUGCGCGGAUGGCGAGGGGUUUGGAUGGGGGAAUGCGACGGCGGCGGCAGAGGCAGAGGCGCUGGACACGUGCAGAGAGGUGUGUGAAUCCGUGGCAGUGUGCCUGCAGUCCGCUUGUGGGCGGGAGGUGGCAACGAGGGAGGUGGCAGGCGCGUUUGUGGACUGCGUAAAGAUAUGCCGUGCAGCACCAGCCACCAUCCUCCCAUACGACACCAUGUCAUGCUCCCAGAUAGCAGCAGAGGCCACCACCGUCUUUCCCAACUCCAUGUGCACAGGUGCGCAUCCCACUGCCUCUCCAUGUCCUUCCCUUGCCGAUUGUCCUCUCAUCUCAUACUGGACACACUGCCACACCGUUUGCUCUACCGUCCAGGCCGCCAUGCCAGGGCUCUCCUCCUCUGCUGCCGCAACUGCUGACUUGGCAGCAGCCGGAGGAGCGGUGGGAGCGGUGGGGGUGGGAGGGGAGCGCAUGGUGCAGGCAGCUGAUCUAUCGGAAGAGACCCUUGACCUCCCGCAUCUCUCCACCGCUGCCAACGUGUGGACGCUCCUCGGCUCCACGGACGCGCAGCGAAUCAGGAACCUCCAGGUGGCGGUGUCACGCACGCUGUACACGAUGAUAAAGGACUCGUGUCUGGCGGGGCCGUACGCAAUGACGCUCACAGAGAGCUACCGCCGCAAGUUCACCGCCUUCCUCUGCACCAUCUUUGGCGGGCCUGCGGAGAGCCUGGAGCUGUGCCGCUUCCGCAACGCCACGGGAAAUCAGCUGGUGCAGGCAGAGGAGCUCUACAGGCACCUUAAGAAGGUGCACCUGGGGGGCCGCCUGGUGAUAACGUCGCAGCAGCUGCGGCGCUUCAUAGACAUCCUUAUUGCCGCCAUGCAGUCCGUCACCGCGCUCUCCCCCGACGCCCUGGCGGACCUCUCCUCCUUCUUCCACCGCCUCGACCCCGCCAUCGUGAGCGCCACCACCGAGGGGUGCUCGCAGGGCGGCACGUGGCUGCAGUGGCGCGCGGGUGUGAAGCACAACACGACCAUCCAUGUGGGCGACAAGAUCACGUGGGUGUGGGAUGACGACCUCCCGCACUCCCUCAGAAUAUCGGGCAUGGGAGACGGGCCGAAGCCCUUCUUUGAGGGAUUUGGAGGGCACCGCCUGGCGCUGUCGCGGCGCUUCUUCUGCUCGCCCAUGAACGUGGGCGCCAAGGAUGACUAUGACGACCCCGUGCCCUGUGUCGUCAAGCUCGCCUCGGACGUCAACGCCACAUUCACGUACACCAAGGUCUUCACGCGCCCGGGCGUGUACCUCUAUGAGAGCGGCAACGACGUCGGCGAGAUCGGCGAGAUUGGGAGUGCAGGGCCUUCCGCCUCCUCUUCCUCUGCCUCCUCCUCUGCCUCCUCCUCGUCCAUGUCGGGGAUGGUCACCGUACUCGUUCCACCUCCCGAGCCUCAAGCAUGCUCGUUGCAGCUGAUAGCCAACGGGGUGUGCAACCCCGAGUGCAACACGCCCACCUGCGCCUUUGACGGCGGUGACUGCGGGUGCAUCGACCCUGUCUUUGGCGUGGGCUUCUGCACCUGCCCUGCCGGCCAGGCCAGGCGCCACGAUGGAUGUGCGCCCCUCUCCCUCCCUCGCCUUCCUUCCAUACCGCCAUGCUGUGUGUCGGAUGCGGUGGGGGACAAUCUGAGCUAUCCCUUCACGCUGCAGCGCUACGGCCCCAACUUCUGGGAGAGCAACCACGCCUUUGCUGCUGAGAGGGACGCGCCGCUCACCCGCUUUGUGGCAUCGCACAACAGGUUGCUCAUAGGCAUGUUCCUGCGCCAGCACCGCUGGAGCGUCAAGACGUGCCAAAGCUCCGGGUACAGUCACUCAGUCCACUCACUGCGCACCCCUUCCUGCUGCCACCCUUCCGCUUUCCUCGCCAUUCUUCUUGCCCUUCCGCUUUCCUCUCCAUUCUUCUUGCUCUUCCGCUUUCCUCUCCAUUCUUCUUGCCCUUCCGCUUUCCUCUCCAUUCUUCUCGCCCUAUCCCGCACUCGUCGCAAGCGCUCCCGCCGGUUUCCUUUUCUCCUCUCACUCCGCAACCACACCCACCCACCGCCUCGCACCUCCCAACCUCAUCUCACUCGGUUUUCUCCCCGUCUCCAUUGCCUCCCGUUCUCCCCCCCUCUCCUGCGCCCCUGCAGGCUGCAUCACCUGGCGGGGUGGUGCAGCAACGGCACGUCACGGCAGCCCUUUGGGGUGAACCCGCACUACCUGCCCUCCUCCACGCUCUUCAACCCAGUUGCUGCUGCUGCCACUGCCACUGCCACCACCGCUCCCCAGGCGCAGAACGCCUCCUCUCAGGACCAGCUGGUGCUCAACCCGCAGGGUCUGCCUUAUGGCUUCGUGUACCCCGUGGUAGGCUCGCCUUGCCUUGCCUUGCCUUGCCUUGCCGUGCCUUGCCUUGCCUUUGAGGUCAAUCCGGCCUUUGAGGAUGCCAUGAGCCGCCUGCAGUGGAGCCUGGCUGAUGGCUUCAAACUCACCACCUUCCACUCCCUCCCUUCCCCAUGUCCUGAGGAGGAGGAGGGGUACCCGUUGGUGUUUGACGUGAACCUGGCGCUCGAGGACGCCAUGAGCCGCCUGCAGUACCUGGCUGACGGCUUCUAUAUCGACAACGCCACGCGCUCCAUCGAGGUCUCCUUCAUCACCCACAAUGGUGAGCCUAUUUUCAAGCGCGCCUCAGGAAUGAGCCGCCUGCAGUGCCUGGUGGAUGGGCUGUCAAUUGACAAUGCCACGCACUCCAUCGAGGUCUCCUUCAUCACCCACAACGGUAUGACUCUCACUCACCCACCGAGCGCAGUCUGGUGUGUUUUGAGGCGCCUCAAACUACACCUCACGGCCCGGAGUAUGACUCACCCAACAACCGCUAGGCCCGGCCCAGAGUAUGUGCGCUCUCCCGUCUUCUCCCGUCUUCAAUGUUUUAUCGUCUUGUUAUCAUCCUCCUCAUUUCGCGCCCACCCGUCCACCCCGCACCCACCAGGCGAGAGCAGCACGUUUGUCCUCACGAGCGUCACAGCCGAGGUGGACACGGGCGGGGGGCUCGUCACCUCCUUCUCCUCGCUGCCCGUCUCCACCACCCUCUACCCGCCCACCAUCACCUCCGUGUUCCUGCUGCUGCUGCAAGCGGUGUACGUGUUGGCGCUGCUGUGGAACGGGGUGGAGGAGGCGGUGGAGCUGCGGGGGCGCAUGAAGAGAGAGGGGUCUGUUCUCAGCUACUUGCGCUCCGGAUGGAACUGGAUCGACAUGGCCUCGCUGCUCCUGCAGUGGCUCGCUCUCAUCACCUGGCUCGUGCUGUGGCGGGCCACAGAGGCCUUUGACGUGCAGCCGCGCUACGGCAUCUACCACACGCUGCUGGAGAUGCCGCAGUACUGGGCUGUGCCGGACCCGCCAGUGGGGUUCAUGGCAGCCAUGGACAAGUACUCGUCGCUGCAGGCGCUCAUCAACUGGCGCUCCUUCUACUUCGCGCUGCAGGGCGUCAAUCUCUUCUUCCUCAUGGUGCGGCUGCUCAAGCUGAUGGACUUUCAGCCCUAUCUGGGCGUCAUCACACGCUCCCUCGCCCUCGCCAUGCCAUCGCUGCUGCACUUCUUCCUGCUCACAUUCAUCGUCUUCUUCUGCUUCGCUCUCUACGGCUACCUCGUGUUCGGUGGCAAAAUGGAGCAGUUUGCGACGCUGCCGGAAGCGCUGUUCACAUGUUUCCUGAUCAUCCUGAACGAGAACGCCACGGCCUACUUCUUUGCACACAUGCAUGGGUGGGACCUGGUGGCGGGCAUGCUCUUCUUCAUCGCCUUCAUCCUCCUCCUCGUCUUCAUCCUCUUCAACUUCCUCAUCGCUAUCAUCGUCGACGCCUUCAUGACCAUCAAGGACUCGCAUGUGGUGGCGACAUCCAUAACGCACGACAUCGGCACCAUCCUGCGCUACCUCAUCAACCGCUCUCUAGGCCGCUUUUCCCCGUACAGCGAUAUCAUGGGGCGGCUGGAGCAGCUGGGCGCGCGCAACAAGCAGCAGGACGAGGCGCACAAGCGCAUGCAGCGCUACCAGUCGUUCAAGCGCCGCGCCAAGUCCUGCUUUGGUCGUGGGAAGGUCUGUGGGGGGAGUGCUGCAGAGGUGGAGCGAGCCAAGACGAUGGCGGCGGGUGGGGGGGGAGUGGUGGCGCCGCAGAGGGUGCUGCAGGUGAAGGGGCAGAGCAUUGACGACAUCUCCCUCGCCAUGAUCCUGCAGCGCCGCCAUGCCCGGGAGGAUCCGUCAGCUUCCCUGCCCUCCCCAUCAUCCGCGGCGGUGCUGCAAAUCUCUCCCGAGUCAGAGCAGCUGUCGCACGUGCUGCUGCGGCAGUUUGGCGACCACAUGGUGCGCGACUACAGCCGGCCGCAGCACAAGCCCAAGCACGGGCUGCCACAGGUGCAGGAGGAGCUGGGCAAGGUGCGGGAAGUCAUGGACGAGCUUAAAGCCAUGGUGUUCGCGCUGCACUCCGCUGUCACUGCAGGGGCAGGCGGAGGGGGGGUGGGGUUCGGAGGGGAGGGUAUGCUGCCUGCUGCUGCUGCUGGUGUGGCGGGUGCAGGUGGAAGUGCGGCAGGGGGAGCAGGAGGGCAUUACCCGUCGUAUUCCGCGUCGUCGUCGGCAGCAGCAGUGCUGGCGCGCUCUUCAUUCAGCACCACCUCCUCCUUUUCCACCGCCCAAGGCUGCUUCCUCUCCCCCAACUCCCUCGGCACACCCCUUGGCACCUCCCCUGCUAGGGACCCCUUCUCUUCCCCUGCUGCCUCCUCCCUCGCUGCCUCCAGCCCCUUCAUCCGUAACCCAUUCGCUGCUGGUAACCCACUCCUCGCCGGACACCCGUUCGCGACUAAUAACCCGUUUGGCACAGGCAGUCCGCAGCACCGCUCGCUGGUGCUGCAGCGGGGGGCAGCGAGGAGGGCAGGGAGUGCGGGGCGGGCGGGGCUGAGGGGGAGCAUGGGUCCUAGUAACCUGGGGCGGGGGAACCAGGCGAGCAGGCAGGGGAAUGGGCUGAUGCUCUCGCGUGUGGAAACCACCCCGCUGCCCCACCGGCAUAGUCUUGACGGCGCUGCUUCGGGUCGUCAUGGCGGUUCUGGCGCCCAUUCCCGUGCUGAUGGCUCGCAGCAGCUGACUGAUGAGAGUGCCGCUUUCGUUCAUGCCGAUACCAUGCCCAUGCCCCGAACCCGCACCUCUUCGUUCCCGUAUCCUGAACCCGAGCCUCGUGACGCACAGGCAGGUUCGGUGCAGGCUCCUGGGAGCAGUGAUGGAGAGAGUGUGGAUGGGGAUGGCAAGGGGAGUGCAAGCGGUGAGGAGCAGAGUGAGGAGCUGUCGCCUCUGACACAAGCCGCCCGGCGCGUAUCAUUGUCAGAGAUGGAGGAGGAGGGUGGGGGGAGGAUGAGGAAGAGAGGUGGAGAGGGUAGCAAUGGGAGGGGCGCAAGUGGCGCUGGUGGAAGUGGGUCUGUGCGGAAGAGCGUGGGGUUCCGGGAGGUGUGA